AUGAACCAUCCUAUGAAUGAAAUAUUUUUGAGAGUUCGGAAAGAAGGAUCACACAAUGGUACCAUUUCAAUCCUUGAUAUCUUCGGUUUCGAGAAUUUUACUCGUAAUAGUUUCGAGCAAUUUUGCAUAAAUUAUAUGAACGAAGUUUUGCAUCAGUUAUUCAUCAAUUUCAUAUUCAAAAUGGAACAAAGCACCUAUGAUAUGGAACAAAUAAAUUGGGAACCUAUCGAAAUUAUGGAUGAUAAAGAAGUUUUAGAUUUGAUUACAUUAGGACCAAUGAGUAUUAUGUCAAUUAUGGAUGAAGAAAGUAUUCUACCAAAGGGUACCGAUCAAAGUAUGCUCAAAAAAUUACAUACACAUCAUGGAAACAAAAAGGGAUUAUAUUUUAAGCCUCAAUCUGAUUUAGAUAAAUCAUUUGGUGUAACUCAUUAUGCUGGCAUUGUUUUCUAUCAUUCUAAAGGUUUUAUUGAUAAAAAUCGCGAGAAAUUUUCUUCCGAUUUACUUGAACUUUUACAUGGAAGUAACUUUCGACUUCUUAGAUUACUGUUUGAUGAUGUCUACAAUUAUGAUGAUAUGUCAAUGAUGCGAAAUAAGCAUCCUACAGUUGCCAGUAAUUUUAAGAAAUUAGUGGAGAAUUUAGUUGCAAAUUUGGAGCAGAAAGAACCCUUCUUUAUCAAUUGCAUUAUACCAAAUGGAAUCAAACGACCAUUGUUUAUGGAGCGUGAAAUGGUUUACAAGCAAAUGCAUUAUAUGAAUUUACUGGAAAUGGUCAGGAUUCGGAAAUCAGGUUAUCCGAUUCGAUAUCAGUAUGAAUACUUUGUGGAACGUUACCGAUUGCUUGUCGAUGGUAUUGGCCCACCGAGUACAAUAGAUUGUCGUGUGGCAUCACGACGAAUUUGUAAUACUGUUUUGGGAUUAAAAGCUGAUAUUAGGCUUGGGAAAACAAUGAUAUUCUUAAAGGAAGCGCAAAAUUUGCUACUUCAACAAGAACACGAUCGUAUGUUAAGAUUGCGAGUAACAAUAAUUCAGAAAACUGUUCGUGGAUGGAUUCAUCGAAUACAAUUUAAACAAAUGAAAGCUGCUGCUAUAAUUAUUGAAAAAUAUUGGCGAGGUUAUGUGCAACGUCAACGUUAUCAUCAGAUACGACUGGGAUUUGCGAGACUUCAAGCGAUCCUUCGUUCAAGGCAAAUUGUCCUUCAUUACAAGCUAUUUCGAGCUAUCAUAACACAAUUCCAGCAAAAUAAUAAAUUUUUUUUUGUUCCGGCUCGUUGUCGUGGUGCAUUGAUACGAAAUACACUCCGGCAUAAAAUUGAAUCCGGUGAACGAUUUCCUGCAAUGAUGGUAUCAGAGGAUGAUAUACUGAGUUGUAAGACUAGUAUCACAUCAAUUUCUAGCAAUAUGGAUGGUUGCGAUAUUGCUCUGAUAGAACAUUUAUUUGGUUACUCAUCAUCUAAUAGCAUUUCUCCUUGUGAUAUAAUUCAAACUGAAAGGCGACAGCAACAAAAUAAAACCGAAUAUUCCUGUCAUCGGUCAACAACUUGCAAUAAUAAAACGACAGAAGCAACAAAUGAUAACAACCUGAUUGCUUUUCAAUUUGAAAAAUUUGCAGCAACAUAUUUUCAAAUACAAAACAAUGCUUAUUAUACACGAAAGUCACUUCGCAUUUCAUUGCUGCCACAUGAUUCCGAUUUUGAUCGUGCUGCCUCAUUAGCAAUUUGGUCAGUAAUACAACGCUUUAUGGGAGACAUAUUGGAACCAAAAAUCUUAUCACCUUCGCAGAAUCUUGAAAACGUCAAACAUACAUCUGUAAUGAGCAAACUGCAUGCUGUAAAUAGUCGAAACGUGUUCAAAAGAAGAAACCAACGUGAAAGUGACUAUGAGCAGCUAUUAUUUAGUUCAAAAAAGUAUCAUUCCUCAACUAUGGAGCUGGCUUUUCCGCAACAGAAUGGUAUCACAUCACACACCGAUGUAUCACCUGACGAACAUGGAAUGCAAACGAGAAAUGUCAACGAAUAUGGCAGCUAUCAGCAGUAUUAUAACACAUUCUUGAAUGAAGAUAUACCGUCUAACCAGGAUAAAUUGCAAUUUAUUGUUGGACAUGGAAGUUCAUGCGCUCGUGGUUGGAUACUGUUAUCGUUAUGUUUGGGUUGUUUUGGUCCAACGGAUCGUUUUUUGCCCUAUUUGCAAUGUUUCAUACGACAAACCUGCCCAACUGGACGUUUUGCGGAAUAUAUGGAAAGUAAAUUGAAACGAACAUUAGCAAACGGAACACGUAAUUAUCCUCCUAAUUCCGUAGAGAUACAGGCAUCAAAGAUGAAGAAACCUAUAUCAGUCCAUAUUACACUCAUGGAUGGUACUAUGAUUACGGUAUGUGCAGACUCGGCGACAACAUCUCAGGAGAUCUGUGAUGAAGUUGCCGAUAGUAUCACACUCAAGGACUCGUUUGGAUUUUCUCUUUAUAUCACAUACUUUGAUAAGGUCGUUUCGCUCGGUUCCGGAACGGGCCAUAUCAUGGAUGCAAUAAGUCAAUGCGAACAAUACGCAACGGAAACAAUCAAGGAAGCUGUAAAUUCAUCAUGGCGUUUCUUUUAUAGGAAAGAAAUUUUCAGUCCAUGGCAUGAUCCAAGCACUGAUUCCAUAAGCACAAAUCUCAUUUAUCAUCAAAUCAUUCGAGGUGUCAAAUGCGGCGAAUAUCGCACUACUAAGGAGGAAGAAAUGGCAGUACUUGCUGCUCAACAGUACUACAUUUAUCACGAGGAUGAUGCAAUAAAUAUAGAUAAGUUGGAAAAUAGCUUGAUGAUGUAUCUUCCGGAGGAUGAUAUUCUGGACACCAACGAAAACAAUCAUGAACGAUGGUUGCAUCUCGUACUUCAUGCCUUUAGAAAGAAAUUUCAACAAAACCAUCCAAGUGCAGAGGAAGUAAAAGCAGAUGUGGUGACAUUUGCUAAACAAAAAUGGCCGCUUCUUUUUUCCAGAUAUUUUGAAGCAUUUAGUUAUGCUAGCUCUUCUUUACCCGAUAGUCAGUUACUGAUUGCUGUAAAUUGGCAAGGUAUUUACGUGAUCGAUGGUCAGGAUGAUGUUAUUUUGCAACUUACUUAUCCACAAAUUUCACGAAUCGUAUCUACAACAAACGAUAGAGAUGGUAUCGAGAUGCUUACAAUUGAAAUGAUCGGUGGCGAAGAAUACUGCUUUGAGUCUUUAAGUACAAAAGAUAUCAAACAAAUUGUUGAAUUUUUUUUAAAUGGAUUAAAAAAUAGGUCAAGAUAUCUUUUAGCUCUUCAGGAUUAUUUCACCGGUGAAGGUAAGGAGGAGUGGAAUACUUGUUUGAAUUUCAAAAAAGGUGAUUUAUUGUUCUUGAAUGAUGAGUACUGUGGAGCAUCACUUCGCAACAAUCAAUUUGUUAAAGGAGAAAAUAUGAGAACUGGUAAUCAAGGGAUGAUACCUGUUAAUUUAGUUCAUGUCCUUCCAACGAUAUGUAAACCAUCUGUAGAGGCAAUGGAUAUGCUGUCACGUUCCCAAGAACUUGGUUGUCCUAUAAAUCGGCAGAUGUCAUUAAUGACUCAUCAUCUCGUAGUUAAUCGCGAGCAUACGCUAGAACGUUUCGCUAAUGAUAAUUUCAGAGCAGCACCACGACCACCACAAGGCUUAAGUGAAAGUUUCUAUGAACAUUAUGCACCAUAUAGCUUAUGGUCUUAUAAUCGUGAACCAAUAAAGAUGCCUUUAUUAAAGAAAUUACAAGGAAAGAGAGAGCCAUCACAAGCAGCAAUUAAAGGUUAUUUAGCAAUUUUAAAAUAUAUGGGAGAUUAUCCAUGUCGGCGCAUUUUUACCAUCACUGAACUUACCGAUGAAGUUUUCAAAGGAGCCUUUAAAUACGAAAUCAUUCGAGAUGAAUUGUACUGUCAAUUGAUGAAACAGUUAACGCGGAAUUACAAUCCGAUAAGUAUGGAGCAUGGAUGGGAGCUAAUGUGGUUAUGCACCGGUAUAUUCCCUCCAAGUCAAUCACUCCUCAAUGAAGUGGAAUUAUUUUUUCGCACAAGACAACAUCCUUUAGCGUUGCAUUGUCUUGUUAGACUUCGACGAAUCCAACGGAUUGGACGUCGAAAAUUUCCACCACAUGAUGUGGAAGUGGAAGCAGUACGACAACGAACUGUACAAAUAUUUCAUAAAGUUUUCUUUCCUGAUAAUUCAGAUGAGAUUAUCGAAGUAGAUUCAACAACAAAAGCUCGAGAUUUUUGUCAUCGAAUUGCGACACAUUUAGGGCUCAAUUCCGUGGAUGGAUUUGCUCUAUUUGUAAAAGUUAAUAGCAAAGUUAUCUCAAUUCCGGAUAACGAAUUUUUCUUCGACUUCCUACGUCAGUUAUUCGAAUGGAUGCAUCCAAAAAAUGGGACUGUAUUUAACUUCUCCUACCAACUUUUCUUCAUGAAAAAGCUAUGGAUUAAUACAGUACCUGGAGAAGAUCGUAUUGCUGACCUCAUUUUCCACUAUCCUCAGGAAUUGCCCAAAUAUUUACGUGGUUAUCAUGCGGUCACUCGAAAGCAAGUAGUAGAAUUAGCAGCUAUAUUACUUCGUGCUCGAACUCGUGAUGAUAAGGCAGCACCAUUAUCACAGUUGGCGCAAAUCAUCGCGGAUAUCGUUCCGCGUGAUAUGAUCAAGAUAUAUAGUGGUACUGAAUGGAAAAAGUUUAUAACAAAUGCAUACGUUGGACGUUAUGAGAAUAUCCCAUCAAACGAAGCCAAAAUACAUUUCCUGAAAACGAUCGCUGAAUGGCCAACUUUCAGUUCUACGUUCUUCGAGGUAAAGCAAUCAUCAGAUUUAGCAAUUCCGGAUAAAUUAUUGGUAGCGAUAAAUAAAACAGGCGUCCAUUUAUAUAAUCCAUCAACUAAACAACGUAUUGUCCACUAUCCAUUUACAAUAUUGAGCAACUGGAACAGCGGUAAUACAUACUUUCAUAUGACUAUUGGAAAUUUAAUCAAGGGCGGUCGAGGUACUCGAUUACUCUUGGAAACAUCGCUGGGAUACAAAAUGGAUGAUUUAUUAACGUCUUACAUUAGACUCUUCCUCAGCACCCUUAAUCGACCUUCUACCGAAACGACUCAAAGCAAUACCAUCGAUUACUGUAAUAAAUGA
Loa loa (African eye worm) is the source of this 5127-nucleotide messenger RNA. RefSeq names its product unconventional myosin heavy chain 6. Lineage: Eukaryota; Metazoa; Nematoda; Chromadorea; Rhabditida; Onchocercidae. Gene Ontology annotation, molecular function: protein binding; cytoskeletal motor activity; ATP binding. The record is from RefSeq and is a predicted model, not a curated record. The transcript has 33 exons. Gene Ontology annotation, cellular component: myosin complex; cytoskeleton. Bases 1 to 5127 code for a protein of 1708 amino acids.